Messenger RNA from Chrysemys picta bellii (western painted turtle), 933 nucleotides. Lineage: Eukaryota; Metazoa; Chordata; Testudines; Emydidae. The record is from RefSeq and is a predicted model, not a curated record.
AUGGAGCGUCCAGCUCUGGGGGAAUAUGUGCCAUGUGAGCCACCCCAGCCGGACGAGCUCCCGGAGGACGAGAGCGUUUUCACCUACCUCUUCCAGCCUUCACCUCACACCCUGAGCCGCGUGGUGACAUCCACCCAGCUCUGGUUCCACACAGGCCCUGACCUCGUGCCCCCUGGCUCGUCAGCUGCUGCCAACCGCUCCGCACGGGGGGCAGACGUGCUGAUCCUGUCGGGGCAGGGCCGGGUCACCGUGGCAGCCACUGUGGUGCAGGCAGCCGAGCAGUGGACGGUCUUUCACUUCGCCGCGCCCUUCCUGCGCUAUGUCUCCCAGAAGCUCUUUGUGCUGCUGGUGCGCUGCCCGGGCUGCCCCUGCACGGCCGAUCCAGACAAGAUGCCCUUCCUCAUGGCCACCACCAAGCCCAAAGGGCCAGACAGAGCCCGCCGCUCCUCCGUGCCCUGGUCCCCGGCUGCCCUCAACCUGCUGCAGCGCCCGUCAGAGGACGCCGCUGCCCACGCUGACUGCCACCGGGCCGCCCUCAACAUCUCCUUCGAGGAGCUGGGCUGGGACAAGUGGAUCGUGCACCCCAGCAGCUUCGUCUUCCACUACUGCCACGGCAGCUGCUCCGAUGCCCACACCCUGAGCCACACGCUGGGCUUCCGGCUGUGCUGUGCGGCCCUGCCCAGCACCAUGCGCUCCCUGCGCGUUCGCACCACCUCCGACGGCGGCUACUCCUUCAAGUACGAGACUGUGCCCAACAUCCUCACCCAGGACUGCGCCUGUAUCUAGGGCCACCGGGAACCACGCAGCCCUGCGCUGGGCCCUGCUCUCCCAGAGCUCCCCCCGGCUCCCUGAGACGGGGGUGUCUGGCGGGGGGGGGGCAGGGGGCACCUGAGACGCCUGGAUACCUGAGACGGGGGGGCACCUGAGACGCCU